AAUUUGUGCACAGAUAGAACUUUUUUCGCAUUGUUCUAACAAAGUGAUUGCACAUUUUAUUUGUUUUUGUCUGAUCGAGCAAUCUAGUUUACUUGAAAGCGAUUGCAAUUUUCUUUAUUCUAUUAUUUGAAAAAGCCCAGAUGGAGGAGUCACAAUGUAUUAUUUCAAUAAUAAUUCAGCAUGGACCAUUUUGUUGGGGUGGUGGGCCAUGAACAUUUUUCUUCCUCCAAAGUGGGGCGUGACCGAAAAGGUUUGAGAAACAUGCACUGCAUAAUGUGACUAUCACAAACACGUACAAGCUCAAAGGCUCCUCCAAUAUGAAAUACUGACAAAAGUUGACCUCCGAUUUGUAUGAAAUUGACAUUGUAACAGCACGGCUUUGUUAUACACCAUGAUAAUCAAUCAGAGGCCAGAUGUCAACACCUUAAAAGAAAUUGAAUUGAUGUGAAAUUCAAAGAUACUGGAUUUAACUAAACUGGCAGAGAGAGAGAGAGAGAGAGAGAAAGUGUGCCAGAGUGUGUUGGUGAGGGAGAGAGAGAGAGAUAGAGAGAGUGAAAGUGAUCGAGUGAGAGAAAGCAGCUUAUGACCAAGUGAAUGAUCCAACAGGAUUACACGUCUAAAUGGAGUUUAGGACUAUCCUUUAGAGAGAGUGAGAGAAAUGGAAAAGACCGAAGGGUUAUAUGGAGGGGAAAGAUGUGAGGUAAUCAAUAUUUUAACAUUUAGUAGGUUAGUAAUUCCCAAUAGCAUUCAGUACCCCUCCAAUGAGUCACCAGAUGCAUCUCAGGGUUAAAAGGAUAGGAUGAUUCAUGUGGUAAGAAAGAAGAAGAAAACGUAUAUUUUGUGUGUGUGUGUGUGUGUGUGUGUGUGUGUGUGUGUCUAUAAAUACAUGUGUGGGUGUUUUUUGUGAAAUACUGGGUAGUUUUACCUCUGAAAGCCAUGAACAUUUAUCUGAAAAGUAUAGAGGUUGUAAUGCAUGCACUCAUGAUGCCUGAGACAAGUGACUGCAUGAAUAUAUAAAGGGGUCACAAGCAAAAAAAGAUUAUAAAAGAUGAGUAUGUACUGAGAUAUGUUGAGGCCUGAAAAGAAUGUUGUGCACGUAGCUAAAGUUAAAGACAGCAAUGAGAGACAGAAGAAUAAAGCAGUUUGUAUUGUUUUGUCUCCCUUGUCAAAAAGUGUCCCAACAUAUCUGAUAUAAUAAAGGUUACAAAACAAAUAAGUAUUCAACACAUUUUAAUCGAAUAUGAAUAUAAGUAAAAGUAAACAAUUGUGGAGUUAAUGCUGACAAUUUAACAUACAAGGAACACCAACUAAAGAUAAUAAACAAGGAACUAACUAUCAUAACAUAUUGUAAGAAACAACUAUUGGAGCAAAAUGUUACCUAAUUCAUCCGCAAAACAUUUUUCGUAUUUAAUGUCAUCUGAAAAUUAAAACAUUAUUAUUAUUAUUUUAGAAAAGUUGCAAUUAAUGUGCAGGUUACAACAGACAGAGACCAUCCAUCUCCUUCAAAAUGACUGACAGUGCCCCUUCCCCUUCUGAUAGUGUGUGAUAUUUGAACCUAGGACUCAAGGUAUAAUAAAUAGUUCCAUCUAUUAACAGUGCAUGGGAGGAAUUUGGUGCUUUUGACUGGCGUACCCCAGGGCACCAAACAUUAGAAAACAGAAAACAAUGAUAUGAUAUGCACUUGUGAGAUAUUAACAGAAGUGGCCUCUACCUCUCGGGUCUGGAGGGACACCAGUUGGAUCGAACUGCGCCUGAACUCACCAUCGACACCAGUUGUAGCCCAUCUGUCCGAAGCCACUUCACUUAUACAAGUUUUACUUUUCUAUGAAAAUCAAACUAUCGCUACAGUGAUAUAAAAACCUUUUGACUGCAGCACUUCAAGGUUAGCAGUUCAGAAACAAUGAAUCCUCUCCUGCCUCAAAGCUCCCAUAAUUGAUAGACUACUAAGAAAUUGUUAGAAUUGUUAGAGGGGUGUUUCAUAAACAUGGAUUAACAGUUUAAUAUAGGCUCAUUUUUCAAUGUUAUUUUCAGGAAAGUCUGUUUUAUAAAGGAGGUUUAAAUAAGACUGACCAAAGGAGACUCCGUAAGGUUAGCUUCCAGGCAUGGACGUGUAAAUAUUAUGUCAAUACAAACCUGUUUAAGUGUGCAGUACCUCCUUUAAUAGUAUGGACUACUAAUAUUUACAGUUAGAGUGCAACAAGCAAACAUUGUGUCUUAACAGGUCUGUUUUCUUCCUUUUUGAAUGGAUGAGUCAAAGUUGUGAAAUAAACCAAACCAACCUCCAGCUGUUGGUUUUUUCUACUAUGGAAAAAGCAAACCAACAAUAUGCAGUUUAGCAUCUAACCAGAAGUGCAAAAAGCAGUAAAGUGGAGAGUAAUAUACAGAAUAAAAUAUGGAAUAAAUAGUUAAUGGAAUAAACAGAAAGGGGUAUGAAUACACAAGAUAUCUACAGAACGAACAGUAUUAACAGUGGUGUGUGAUUACAAGUAAUGAAUAAUAGUAGAAAAAACCAACAGCUGGAGGUAGCAUUCAGGAUUGUUGUUGUUGUUCUUGUUGUUGUUAUUGAACCUCAAAGUUGCACCCAGUCCACACAGCGCUCAAAGAAGCUCUGGCUGGUUUCGUAGAAAAUAUCAGAGAGCAAGUUCCUGUUGCAUCAUAAAAUGCCACACAGCUUGAAACUUUAGCUGAAGAACAUAAAGAGGAGGGCCGUAGGAAAGAGUAGACGAACAACCAGGAAGAAGGACGACCGACUGGGAAACUAUCUGCAUAAAGUGCCUGUAUUACUUUGCUGGCAGGUUAUGAAAUACUGCAUCGCUGUCCUGAUGCAACUUCUCUCCAAGUUCAAAGGUUACUGAAAUCCAGUCGGUGCCACGAAGCCCUUGGGUUUUGAAAGAAAGAUGGAGCACGUCUCUUUCUCGCCACUGUCCCGUCUUGCUAUUUGUGGGGGCACCCAUGGAAAUGAGAUGUCAGGGGUGUACAUGGUGAGAGAGCUGCAGAAACAGAAGGUAGAUCGGAAAGGAUCCGUUUCUAUCACUACCGUCCUGACAAAUCCACGGGCAGUGGAUGCUUGCAGAAGAUACGUGGACACAGAUCUAAAUCGCUGUUUCACAGAUGACUUGCUGAGUGCCCCCAUAACAGACUCUACACCCUACGAGUUGAGGCGAGCCUGUGAGCUGAACGCUCAGCUCGGGCCCAAAGGAAGCCGAGAGGCUGUGGAUCUGCUCUGCGACAUCCACAACACCACCGCCAACAUGGGCAUAUGUGUCAUCUUUUACUCCUCUAACUGGAUCGCCCUGCAUAUUUACAAAUACCUACAGAGCAAGAUAACCUCUGCGCCUGUGAGAGCAAUCCAUUUGGAUACACCCUCUUCUGAGGCUUAUUCCCUCGAGUCAGUGGGCAAACAUGGCUUCGCAAUAGAAGUCGGCCCGCAACCCAACGGCGUGCUCAGAGCGGAUAUCUUCAACAUGGUGAAAGAGGCAGUGGACCUCCUAAUAGAAUGGCUUCAGAAAUUUAAUUCUGGAAGUGUUUUUGAAGGAGGUAAAGUGGAAGCAUUCACACCGGUGAGGAGUGUAGACUACCCAAGGGAUCCUACAACCAAUGGCAUUACUGCUGCCAUUCACCCCGAGCUGCAGGACAAUGACUACACGCUUCUCCAUGCAGGCGACCCGGUGUUCAAGUCAUUUUCUGGGGAGACGGUGGAGCAUGAAGGAGAGGACCUCUACCCUAUCUUUGUAAAUGAGUGUGCCUACUAUGAGAAGAAGAUUGCUUUCCAUUUAACCAAAAAGAUCACUUUGACCUUGCCGUCUAUAAGCGUCAAAAAGGACUGAGAUAUCUCAGAAUAAAUUAAAGUGUUCAAUGUAUAGCCAUGUUUCUAAUGAUUUUUAAUCUCAAAUGUUUUUUUAUCUCAAAUGAGCAAAUGCACAAAAUGAGGAAUAACUAUUCUAGGUGUGCUGGACACAAAUAACACGAUUACCUCCUAAUUCUAUAUGGCUAUCCAAUACAGUUAAUUUUGUACUGAACAAUAUUGCAUAGGUGCUGGAGCUAUGAUCCUCCACCUGCUAUGCAAUAACUAGGACAUUUAACUUUAUUGCAAUGUGCAAUGACACAAAACACCAUGUUUGAAUAAAUGGAAAAUAUGGAUCCCUUCAAGUUA
Messenger RNA from Cyclopterus lumpus (lumpfish), 4153 nucleotides. Its product is annotated as N-acyl-aromatic-L-amino acid amidohydrolase (carboxylate-forming) B-like. Lineage: Eukaryota; Metazoa; Chordata; Actinopteri; Perciformes; Cyclopteridae. Gene Ontology annotation, molecular function: aminoacylase activity; hydrolase activity, acting on ester bonds. The transcript is spliced from 8 exons. The coding region runs from base 2898 to 3827 and encodes 309 amino acids. The record is from RefSeq and is a predicted model, not a curated record.